Molecule: messenger RNA, 1297 nt
Organism: Humulus lupulus (European hop)
Lineage: Eukaryota; Viridiplantae; Streptophyta; Magnoliopsida; Rosales; Cannabaceae
Product: NAP1-related protein 2-like
Exons: 10
Coding region: 212-994 (260 amino acids)
Biological process (GO): nucleosome assembly
Cellular component (GO): chromatin; nucleus
Molecular function (GO): histone binding; chromatin binding
Source: RefSeq, a predicted model, not a curated record
UGUGAAGGUAGGGCCACAACAUAGCACUCUUCUCUAACUCUAGCUUGCUUGUAAUACUAAAAAGCGCCGGAAGUGAAGGCUUCCUUUCUUCGGCUUAUAUAAAUACAUUGCAAUGCCUUUGUAGUCAGGUCAGAGCUCAACCCUUCUUCCCGAAUCCCUUUGAGGAAGAAGAAAAGCAUCACAACAGCAAAGCUUUUUCUCUCCCUCCAAAAUGGUGGCUGACAAAGGAAAGAAAGCUAAGGUUGCCCCAGUUGAGGAAACUGAACCCGUUGACGACGAGCUCGUUCUCUCAAUCGAAAAGUUGCAGGAGGCUCAAGAUGAGCUCGAGAAGGUUAACGAAGAAGCCAGUGACAAAAUGUUGGAAGUAGAGCAAAAGUAUAAUGAGAUACGCAGACCUAUGUACUUAAAACGGAAUGAUGUUAUCAAGACCAUUCCAGACUUUUGGCUGACUGCUUUCCUGAGCCACCCUGUACUCUGUGAUAUUUUAAGUGAGGAAGACCAGAAGAUUUUCAAGCAUCUGGACUCUCUUGAUGUGGAGGACUUUAAAGACUUAAAAUCAGGAUACUCCAUAACAUUUAAUUUCACCGAGAAUCCUUAUUUUGAAGAUACAAAGCUUACAAAAUCCUUCUCAUUCUCCGAUGAAGGAACAACCCAGAUUACUGGUACUCUUAUCAAGUGGAAAGAGGGCAUGGCUGCUCUGGUUAAUGGUGUUAAUGAUGAGAAGAAAGGAAAGAAGCGAUCCAUCACUCACCAGAGUUUCUUUAGCUGGUUUUGUGAUACUGAACAGACAGAAAUAAUAGAGCUUCAGGAUGAGUCCUUUUCCUCCAUGGAAUUGCAGGUAGGAGAGAUAAUUAAGGAGGAUUUAUGGCCCAAUCCUCUGAAGUAUUUCAAUAGUGAGGCUGAUGAAGAGGAUUCUGAUGACGAUGAAAAUGAAAAUGACGAGGAGGAGAAUGGUGAUGACGAAAAAGGCGAGGAAACAGAUGAUGAAGAAUGAGACAGUAAAACCAUCUUUAGCUGCUUUUCAGUAUUUCCUUUGGAAUGGAUCGCUGCAAAUACUAUAGAAGCGUAUUUUUACCUUUCCUAGUUAUAACGGCUUAUAAAAUUUUACUCAUGGCAGCUUACCUCAAUUCUGCCUUUUUCUUUUUGGUUACUGGUCAGCUGUGGAGUUCUUAUUUAAUAUUUUUAUCUUGUAGGUUAGUUUGGUUUCAUUAUUAUUAAUUUUUUGUUCUGUUUUUAAGUUAGUUUGUUGGAAACGAAACAUAGAGCCAAAUAUAAUAGCAUGCAUUUAUGAACAAAA